Messenger RNA from Eimeria acervulina, 1929 nucleotides. RefSeq lists its product as hypothetical. Gene Ontology annotation, molecular function: protein serine/threonine kinase activity. Gene Ontology annotation, biological process: regulation of MAPK cascade; neuron projection morphogenesis; MAPK cascade. The transcript has a single exon. The record is from RefSeq and is a predicted model, not a curated record. The coding region runs from base 1 to 1929 and encodes 642 amino acids. Gene Ontology annotation, cellular component: cytoplasm. Lineage: Eukaryota; Apicomplexa; Conoidasida; Eucoccidiorida; Eimeriidae.
AUGGAGCUGUUGUGCUUUAGGCGCAGGUGGCUGCUGCUGCUUCGCCAGCAGCAGCAACGCUUGCUGCUGCUGCUGCUGCUGUUGCUGCUGCUCAUUGUCGCUGCGGCCGCCUCGACAACUUCUCAGCUGCGGACGGCAAAUGGGAAGGCUGCAGCUGCAGCUGCAACAGCAGCAGCAGCAGCGGCACCUCCGACGAUCCCCUUGAACAGAGAUGCUACUGCUGCUGCUGCUGCAGAGCCUGAAGCAGCAGAAUCAGCAGCAGCAGCAGCAGAGGGGGCACUGAAAGCUGCAGAAGCACCAGCAACACCAGCAGCACCAGCACCAGCAGCAGCAACAGAAGCAGCACCCGAAGCAGCACCAGAAGCAGCAGCAACAGCAGCAGAGUCUGUGCAACUGCGUAGCAGCAACGUCUUCAAGGAGCUGCAGGACUCAGAGGACAAUGUUGACAAUAGCAGCAGCAGCAACAACAACAACAGCAACAGCAGCAGCUACAGCGGCAGCGAGAGCAGCAGCAGCGACAGCGCGGAAGCAAUUAUUGGUUCUCCCUCUGAAGAAGUCGACUGUAUUGAGUCCAGGAAGCAGCAGCAGCAACAGCAGCAGCAGCAGCAGCAGGCAGAGCAGCAGCAGCAGCAGCAACAGCAGCAGCAGCUGGCGCGGCAACUGGAGGAACUGCAGCAGGGAGAAGAGCAGCUGCAGCAGCAGCAUGAUUUGCAAACGCAACAGCAAGAACAGCAGCAGCAGGCAGAGCAGCAGCAGCAACAGCAGCAGCAGCAGGCAGAGCAGCAGCAGCAGCAGCGGCAGCAGGCAGAGCAGCAGCAGCAGCAGCAGCAGCAGCGUGUGGCUGCUGAGAUAAUGGAGUUCAGUGGAGACACCCCAUGCCACCGCCUCACAGAUAAGGGGACCAACUGCGCAGCAGCAGCAGCAGCAGCAGCAGCAGCAACAACAACAGCAGCAGCAGCAACAGCAGCAGCAACAGGAGGGACAGCCUCUCGUCUGCGGGCUCAAGGAGGGGACCCGCACUGGUACCGCAAAGACACCCCUGAUGCAGCAGCAGCAGCAGCAGCAGCAGCAGCAGCUGCUGCUGCUGCUGCUGGGACGUCGCGGUCUUCUUCGUUUCUUGUCGAGCAGCAGCAGCCUUCCCCAGCAGCUCCAGCUGACAGCAGCAGCAGCAAUAGCAGCAGCAGCAAGAGCAGCAGCGGGGGGACGAGUAUAGAUGAGGAGGAGACAGUUGCAGACUUUGGGGUGUCUCCGCAGCUGAGCAGCAACUCAGGCGAAUGGGAUCUGUUAUGUCUUAACUGGAAUAUCGCAAACACUGCUUUUAGUUUGCUGCUGAUGUACACUUGCUCUUGGCCUCAGCAGCAGCAGGGGGUGUCUGCUGCUGCUUCCCCAGCAGCAACAGCAGCAGCAGCAGCAGCAGCUGCUGCUGCUGCAGCAACAGCAGCAGCAGCAGGAGGCCGCCUUCCCCUAAGCAACCGCAUCCUUCCUACAGAAAAAUUAGGUUUUCAAGAUGCUGGAUUAUCUUCUUGGGGUGUAUCUUCACGGGGGCCCCGGGGGGGCCCCUCAAAGGGGCCUUCAUGGGGGGCCCCUUUAGGGGGGGGCCCCCGUGGGGGGGGCCCCUGGGGGGCCCCCUGGGGGGCCUCCUUAGGUGGAGGGGGGGGGCCCUUUGGGGGCCCCUCUGGGGGCCCCUUUGGGGGCCCGUCGUCUGAGUAUAGAAGAAGAGCGUUUGUAUGUUUUGCUGGGCAGACAGCGCAGGCUGUCUCGGGUGUGCUGCAUGCGUUUGUGUGUACAUACACCUCAAGAAACGCGAAUAUGCUGCAGUGGGGUGGUGCUGCUCUGUCUAUGAUAGGCUCUUUUCUUCAUCCUGUCUUCUCUGUCUUUGCUAAUGCGGCUUCUGCUGCUUUAGAAGCUGUUAAUACUCUUGCGAGAUAA